GUACGUUAUGUAGAGGUUUCACCCCCAGCCGGAUGGCAAACGAUGGCGAAAACUGUGCGUGGAUUCGACGAAGACAAGGUUCAGAACUGCAAAGAAGACAUAGACACUCUACUAGUAUUCACUGGCCUGUAUUCAGCCGUGCUGUCGGCUUUCGUCGUUGAAUCGUACACGGACCUUCGGCCUGACCCAAAUACUCAGAUAGUCUUCCUACUCGAGCGCAUCGUUGUACAAACGCAAAGUUAUACCAUCACUUCUGGUACCCUUGACUCCGCCGCCCAGCCAUCUCCUAUCCUUCCCCAUUUCACGGUUCCGCUGUGGGCCGUCCGCGUCAACGGUCUCUGGUUUGCAAGCCUCAUCAUCAGCCUCGCAACCGCGUCGCUCAGUAUGCUCGUCAAGCAGUGGCUGCGGGAGUACCUCGCUAUUGAACACACUGCACCGCAAGAGCGUCUCCGUGCACGCCAGUACCGAAGACCUGGGCUCGAGAAGUGGAAGGUCUUUGAGAUCGCCGCCGUAUUGCCCAUGCUUAUCCAGCUCUCUCUCGGCCUGUUCUUCGCUGGGCUCUGCUUCUUCACUGCGAAUGUCGAUGAGCACGUGUACUUCACCAGCGUACCGCUUGUCUCCGGUUGGGCCUUCUUCAUCGUCGUUACUACACUCGCACCACUCGUCUCACCCCGAUGCCCAUACAAGAUUCCUCUGCUUAAGUCCGUAGUGCGAGCAGUGAGAACACGAGUCGUUAUG
Molecule: messenger RNA, 738 nt
Organism: Phanerochaete carnosa HHB-10118-sp
Lineage: Eukaryota; Fungi; Basidiomycota; Agaricomycetes; Polyporales; Phanerochaetaceae
Exons: 2
Source: RefSeq, a predicted model, not a curated record